UGACCGAUAUGACGCUUCUGGACACCAGAACAAAUUCAUCCUCAAUAUUUCCCCAGCUUCCAGCAUAAACUGUCCACCAAAAUGGACAAAAUUGUACAUUCAGCCCUGUCAGAUCUCGGGAGCAAGCUCAAUGCCCUCCUCAGCAGCCUCACCACGUCUCCCACCGCCGUGGGAGCCCCCGCCGCCGCCCUCUCUCUGCUCGAAGCCGACGACGCGUUAACCUCCGCGGUGGAAACGCUGCGAGUGCACCAAGCGAACUAUGCCAAGAUCUUGAAAUUACGCUUGGAGGCCGAACGGCUUGAGCAACGCGUCAAGGGGAUUGUAAGGGAUAUCGAGAGCUUCGAUAAGGACAUCCGUACCACGUGCCACGAGGAUGGAGACGACAGUGACGGGAGUGAUUCUAAUUCCGAUUCCGAAGCCGAAACAAAGAAGGAGAAGAAGAAGAACCAGAAAGAGGUGGAUUACAAGCUACUGCUCGACUUUGCGCGUCGGAUCAGCAAAUAUAACCAUGAAGCCGCUGCGGAUGCGGCGGCGGGGGUUCCGCCGAAGAAAUUGCCUCCGGCGGGACACCAGGAUCAAGAUGUGGAUAUGACGGGGACCAACGGUGUGGAGGGCGGAGAGCCAGUCUCGUCGGUGACGAAGAGCGCCACGCGGUGGUUGGACGACUCGGCGAACCAGACGCGCGAGGUCUACAUGCUGCCGUAUCCGACGGAGGAGCGGAUCCGGAUGGGGAUGAUGGGUCAGAUCCAAGCCGCCGCGGCGGAGGGGAGGCCUGGCUUCGAUCCGGAGACGGAGGUUGAACGGCUGAUUCGUGAGUCGGAGGGUCUGGAGGUUGCUGCUGCUACUACUACUACUACUACUACUACUACUACUGCAGCAGGGCCAGCAGUUGGGGAGGAGAACCAAGUACAGCAUGCAGCAGAGGCGGCCAAGGCUGCUGAGAGUGUCUCUAGUUUGCCUGCUCCCCCUGGUGCUACGAGGGGUCCUGUUCCUGUGCGUGUGCAGGCAGCGCCGGCGCCAAAGCCGAAGGCUACACUGGAUCUGGACCUGUAUGACCCGGAGGAUGACGACUUUUAGCGGAUGAUGAUACAUUUGUUCUUUCGUUUCCCCUUUCAUUUUCAUUUUUCUUUGGCCCCGCUCGUUCGCCCAAAUGAUACCUGGAUAUUUGAUAUGAGCUUGCUGGAUUCUAGCACAUCAGCUGUCCACCGCUUGGGGCAACGGACCAUUUCGCCAUCUACAAAAAGAGUAUAGAGAAUCGAAUCCUAUCAUCCCGCCGACUGAGUAACUGAGGAUAGUAUCCUGACUGUUAUGACGGCGGAAGAGAGGGCUUCUGGCCAG
Penicilliopsis zonata CBS 506.65 is the source of this 1338-nucleotide messenger RNA. RefSeq lists its product as hypothetical. Gene Ontology annotation, biological process: regulation of transcription by RNA polymerase II. Gene Ontology annotation, cellular component: core mediator complex; mediator complex. The coding region runs from base 82 to 1077 and encodes 331 amino acids. Lineage: Eukaryota; Fungi; Ascomycota; Eurotiomycetes; Eurotiales; Aspergillaceae. The transcript has a single exon. Gene Ontology annotation, molecular function: transcription coregulator activity. The record is from RefSeq and is a predicted model, not a curated record.